CCUUAAUGUAGCUCAGUAGGCAGUUUAGGUCCAAAUUGACAUAAUGUAGUCUCAGUCUUCGAUCUGUUUCUAUUUCUUAUCGUUAAAAAGAUUGGGUUUUCUAAUCAAAAAAAAUUUUAUAUAUUAUUAAAAUUUACACAUCAGAUUGCCAAAUUAUAUAUAAAUUUAUGUUAGUCGAAAACCCAAUCCAGUAGUAAGACAAGAAACAAUCUAACGGAUAAGCAUUACAAUGGAACAGCAAAUUAAGCAAUUAUACUAUUUCGACGCUAUUUUGGAGAAAUCAACGCUCAAGCACAAGCCAGGGGAGCCAUGUCCUUACACUUAUAUGAUUUGUCCAUAUAAAGAAUACUUUAAAGUGACAGAUGAUCGUAUCUAUGGCAAAGAAUUCCCCACCGAGGCUCUGGGCGAAUUCGUGGCCAACCCAUACGAAUUGGCUGAGUCCCUGACUUCCAAGGGCAUCCGCUUGGCUAUCUACGAGAAUGGGCAACUGCUGGGCUGCGGCUCCUUCAGGCCAAUCGAUGAUAUUCUGCGUCCGCUGACAGAGCCAACAUUUACGGCCACCGGUGCCUACAUCGUCGAUGCGGAGCAGGAGGGGGUGCGAGUGGCGCGCGUGGACUUUAAUAUCAAGUUUAGCGCUGCCGAUCCCCAACUGGACUCAGGGAUGAUUCCGUUCGGCUGCUUUGAUAUCUGCCGAACGCUGGAUACGUCCAUCAAUCCGCGUGACAUAAUAUUCACGCUGGGCCGCUCCAAGCGAACCGCCGCAGUCGCGUGCAUCACGGACAAGCGUCUGAUGUCGUUUGGCGAGGCUCCCUUCAGCUGCGUUCGCAAAGAGGUCCACUCGACUGCCGGCUGUGGCUGCGUGGUGCACGGCACGGAUACGGUGUUGCCCAAGGCACUGGACCGAAGCAAGGAGUGCGAGCGCGAAUUGCUCAAUCGGCUGCUCAUCGAGCUGGAGUACGACAAGAUGUUGGUGCCCACACCGCCGCCGACCCACGCGCUGUCCAGGCAGUUCAACGGCUCGAGGCAGGCGAACUACUCGAGGCAAGCGAAGUGUAGACCUGGACAACAACGUUGCGGCUGAUCGGGUGCCG
This is a messenger RNA of Drosophila navojoa, 1091 nucleotides long. RefSeq lists its product as uncharacterized. The record is from RefSeq and is a predicted model, not a curated record. Lineage: Eukaryota; Metazoa; Arthropoda; Insecta; Diptera; Drosophilidae.